AUGCCUGUCUGCACGCUUCAUCUUCUGGCUCUCGAUGAAUCUACCGACCCCCGGUUCUUCGUUCAACGACUGAAAGAAACCCCGACCAAGGUCAUCGUCACCUCAAGACCUCGACAUGUCGUGAUCCAUCCAACUGAACUGGACAACGACCCACUCGCGACCAAAAGGUGGGAUCUCAUGGUCCUUCUCCAAGCAACCGCCGACAAUCCAGAUCCGAUUCCCGCCGCACUACGCAGCUCCAUCACGGACGAAUACAAAAUAACAACAGGCAUCCCGUCCAAACUCGUUUCCAGCUACCCAUCUCGCAACGCAACCCUGCAAAAGCAAUCCAGCAAGUAUCCGUUGACAGAUUCCCUCGAAAAUUAUCUCAAGGACGGAGGCAAGUCCACGUCGCAAAACCUCGAGGUCUCCCCUAGCCUACUCGCAUUUAUGGCCGAGCUCACAAAAACACACCCGGGCCCCGUAACCAUGCUCAAUCUGCUGCAUUUUCAAUACCCCAACGGCAAACAGAGCUACUACCAAUAUGGACAGGCAUUCAUCCCUGUCGCAGGCAAACGCGGCGGAAAUGCCAAGCUGGUUGGCAAUGUGGUGCCACUGCAAUCACCGCGCAGCGAUUCUCGGGGGUCGCCGGGAAGGCCGGAGCAGGACUGGUGGAAUGAGAUUUCCAUUGUGCAUUACCCCUCUAUUCGACAUUUUUGCGAUAUGCUCGCGGGCGAGGAUUACCAAGCGAUCAAUGAAAAGUAUCGCCUUUCGGCACUUCGUGAUACGUUCCUUUUGUGUACUACUGAGCUGGAUGUUGAGGGUUUGGUAUAUUCGAAGCUGUGA
Molecule: messenger RNA, 825 nt
Organism: Penicillium argentinense
Lineage: Eukaryota; Fungi; Ascomycota; Eurotiomycetes; Eurotiales; Aspergillaceae
Exons: 2
Coding region: 1-825 (274 amino acids)
Source: RefSeq, a predicted model, not a curated record